Messenger RNA from Colletotrichum lupini, 1596 nucleotides. RefSeq names its product FAD dependent oxidoreductase. NCBI's taxonomy places the organism in Eukaryota, Fungi, Ascomycota, Sordariomycetes, Glomerellales, Glomerellaceae. Gene Ontology annotation, molecular function: oxidoreductase activity. Gene Ontology annotation, cellular component: cytoplasm. The record is from RefSeq and is a predicted model, not a curated record. The transcript is spliced from 2 exons. Bases 1 to 1596 code for a protein of 531 amino acids.
AUGACAGGCGAAACCCUCCAGCCGGGCCAAGCCGACCUGCCCUCGGCCAAGAGCACGGCGUCGUACUGGCACCGCGAGCCUUCCAAGACGCUGCUUGGCCACCGGACCACACGGGACCUGCCGCCGACCGCGGACGUCGUCGUCGUCGGCAGCGGCAUCACGGGCGCGUUCGCUGCCAAGGAGUUGCUGGAGCGGGCUGGUGCCGGCGCUGGUGGGGAGGGGAAGAGGGUUGUUCUGCUUGAGGCGCGGGAGGUUUGUUCGGGGGCUACUGGACGGAACGGCGGCCACUGCCAGCCGGUAGCUUACAACCCAAACACCGCCAUCGCAACCUUUGAGCUCGCAAACUACGCCCACAUCCGUGACCUCAUCGCCAACAAUGCCAUCCCCUGCGACUGGGUCUCCCUCCGCGGCGUUCACGCCCUGCUGACGCCCGAUCUCGUCGACGCCGCUCGCAAGCAAAUCGCCGCAUUGCCGCCCCGCUUCGCGUCGCUCGCGCGCCUCGUCACGGACGCGGAGGAGCUCGCAGACCUCAGGAUCCCGGACGCCGCCGGCGCCGUCGUGCAGGAGGAGGCGGCAAGCGUGUGGCCCUACAAGCUCGUGUCGUGGAUCUUUGAAGAUCUGCUGCGGAGGUUCGGAGCGGACAAGGCUGACGUGGACACUUUGACGGGAAACGUCGGGCAAGGUGUCUCCUUCAACAUCCAGACCUCCACGCCCGUAACACGCCUCCAACACCUUGCCCCCUCAACCCCAUCCGGCACACCAUCAUGGAUCCUCCACACCCCUCGCGGCCAAAUCGCCACCGCGCAAGUCCUCCUCGCCUCAAACGCCUACACCUCGCGCCUCCUCCCCCGCUUCGCAGACCUCGUCGUCCCCGUCCGAGGUCAGGUCGCCGCCCUCUUCCCGCCCCGGCCGCGCGCCGAGCUCGGGAGGAGCUAUGUCUUCAUGGCGAGCUCCGACGCUGCGAAGGGUGAGCCGAACCAGGAUGAUUACCUCAUACAACGGCCCGGCCCCGGGCUGGAGAUGAUUCUGGGCGGUGGGCGGGCGAACGGGACGCUGCGCGGGGUGGGUAUUUCUGACGAUGACGAGGUUGAUCCUGUUGUUGCUUCGUAUUUGAGGCGGGCUGGGGCGAGAAAUCUUGAUCUUGCUCGCACUACUGAUACUGGUCGCACUAAUACGGUCACGGGAACAGGGCAGACGCAGACGGAGGCGCAAGAGGAAGAGGACAGCGCCACCAACGCCAAUAGCAAGAAGGAGCUACAAGCGAGUCACGAGUGGACGGGCAUCAUGGCCUUCUCGCGCGACGGCAGGCCGUGGGUGGGACAAGUGCCCGCCGGGACCGUCCUCGGCGGCGGGGAAGGGCUGUGGGUCUGCGCCGGGUAUACCGGGCACGGGAUGCCGCAAGCCGCGCUGUGCGGGCGGGCUGUGGCGGGUAUGAUGAUCGGCGGCGGCGGCGACGGCAGCAGCAGGAGGGAGGAUGACGUGGAUGGGGAGGAGGAGCUUCCGGCUGAGUUCUUGGUCAGUGAGGAGAGGGCUGAGAAGGCGAGGGCUUUGCCUUCCAUCAAGGAGAUGGAUGACUUGGAUAUGUUCUUGUUGUAG